CGGAAGCGGAGCGAAGGCGCCGGGGAGGUGGAGGACGAGCCCCCCUCAGGUUACCACCAAAGAACAUGAUUUUGGUCUAGGGGCUCCAGUUUCUGAAGCUGAAAAAUACCAGAAUAAACUCCAGCUAGAACAAGAAGUGAGAAAUCAAGAUAAAUUCAUCUCUGCACUGAAAUUACAGAUUGAAGAUCUCAAACAGACAAAUCAUGGCUUGGAAGAAUAUGUUAGGAAACUCUUGGAUAGUAAGGAGGUGGUAAGCAGUCAAGUAGAUGAUUUAACCAGCCACAAUGAGCAUCUUUGUAAAGAAUUGAUUAAAAUUGACCAACUAGCAGAGCAACUAGAAAAAGAGAAAAAUUUUGUGGUGGAUACCGCUGACAAAGAACUUGAAGAAGCAAAGAUUGAACUCAUUUGCCAGCAUAAUAAUAUAAUAGUAUUGGAAGAUACAAUAAAAAGGCUUAGAUCUAUAAUUUUAGAGACUGAAAAAGCACAAAAUAAAUCUCCUUCCAGACUUGAUUCCUUUGUCAAGACUUUAGAAGCAGACAGAGAUUACUACAAGAGUGAAGCUCAAAAUUUGAGAAGGAUGAUCAGAAGUAGAUCUAAAAGUCCAAGACGCCCAUCUCCAUCUUCCCGGGGUACAAACUGUGAUGUAGAGCUUUUGAAGACGACAAGAGACCGUGAAGAACUUAAAUGCAUGCUGGAAAAAUAUGAGCGUCAUUUGGCAGAAAUUCAGGGUAAUGUCAAGGUUCUUACAUCUGAGAGAGACAAGACCUUUCUUCUUUAUGAACAGGCACAGGAAGAAAUUGCCCGACUUCGACGAGAAAUGAUGAAAAACUGUAAGUCUCCUAAAUCAACAACAGCACAUGCCAUCCUCCGGCGGGUGGAGACUGAAAGAGAUGUGGCCUUCACUGAUUUACGAAGAAUGACCACAGAACGAGACAGCCUGAGGGAAAGGCUAAAGAUUGCCCAAGAGACAGCAUUUAAUGAGAAGGCUCACUUGGAACAAAGGAUAGAAGAGCUAGAGUGUACCGUUCAUAAUCUUGAUGAUGAACGGAUGGAGCAAAUGUCAAAUAUGACUUUGAUGAAGGAAACCAUAACCACUGUGGAAAAAGAAAUGAAAUCACUAGCAAGAAAGGCAAUGGAUACUGAAAGUGAACUUGGCAGACAAAAGGCAGAGAAUAAUUCUUUGAGACUUUUAUAUGAAAAUACAGAAAAAGAUCUUUCUGAUACUCAGCGACAUCUUGCUAAGAAAAAGUAUGAGCUACAGCUUACUCAGGAGAAAAUUAUGUGCUUGGAUGAAAAAAUUGAUAAUUUUACCAGGCAAAGUAUUGCCCAGAGAGAAGAAAUCAGCAUUCUUGGUGCAACCCUCAACGAUCUGGCUAAAGAAAAGGAAUGCCUGCAAGCAUGUUUGGAUAAAAAAUCUGAGAAUAUUGCAUCCCUUGGAGAGAGUUUGGCAAUGAAAGAAAAGACCAUUUCAGGCAUGAAGAAUAUCAUUGCUGAGAUGGAACAGGCAUCAAGACAGUCUACUGAAGCCCUAAUUAUGUGUGAACAAGACAUUUCCAGAAUGCGUCGGCAAUUGGAUGAAACAAAUGAUGAGCUGGCUCAGAUUGCCAGGGAAAGAGAUAUCUUGGCUCAUGAGAAUGACAAUCUCCAAGAACAGUUUUCUAAAGCUAAACAAGAAAACCAGGCCCUGUCUAAAAAAUUGAAUGAUACGCACAAUGAACUUAAUGACAUAAAGCAGAAGGUCCAAGAUACUAAUUUGGAGGUUAACAAGCUGAAGAAUAUAUUAAAAUCUGAAGAAUCUGAGAACCGGCAAAUGAUGGAUCAACUCCGAAAAGCCAAUGAAGAUGCCGAAAACUGGGAAAAUAAGGCCCGUCAAGCAGAGGCAGAUAACAAUACCCUCAAAUUAGAACUUAUCACUGCUGAGGCAGAGGGUAACAGAUUAAAAGAAAAAGUAGAUUCUCUCAACAGAGAGGUCGAGCAGCACUUAAAUGCAGAAAGGUCUUACAAGUCCCAGAUUUCUACCUUACACAAGUCUGUUGUAAAGAUGGAAGAGGAACUUCAGAAGGUUCAGUUUGAAAAAGUGUCUGCCCUUGCAGAUUUAUCUUCCACAAGGGAACUUUGUAUUAAACUUGACUCAAGCAAAGAACUUCUUAAUCGACAGCUGGUUGCCAAAGAUCAAGAAAUAGAAAUGAUGGAGAAUGAGUUAGAUUCUGCUCGCUCUGAAAUAGAACUCCUCAGGAGUCAGAUGACAAAUGAGAGAAUCUCCAUGCAGAAUCUAGAAGCUUUGCUGGUGGCCAAUCGAGACAAAGAAUAUCAGUCUCAGAUAGCGCUUCAAGAAAAAGAUUCUGAAAUUCAGCUUCUUAAAGAACACCUUUGUUUGGCAGAAAAUAAAAUGGCCAUCCAGAGUAGAGAUGUGGCCCAGUUCAGAAAUGUUGUAACACAGUUGGAAGCUGAUUUAGACAUUACCAAACGACAACUAGGGACGGAGCGCUUUGAAAGGGAGAGGGCUGUACAAGAACUUCGCCGCCAGAAUUACUCAAGUAAUGCUUAUCAUAUGAGUUCCACAAUAAAGCCAAAUACAAAAUGUCAUUCACCAGAACGUGCUCACCAUCGAUCUCCUGACCGAGGCCUAGAUCGAUCGUUAGAAGAGAAUCUUUGCUAUAGAGAUUUCUGA
Messenger RNA from Neomonachus schauinslandi (Hawaiian monk seal), 2671 nucleotides. It is a transcript of the gene TSGA10, whose product is annotated as testis specific 10. The record is from RefSeq and is a predicted model, not a curated record. The transcript has 20 exons. The coding region runs from base 578 to 2671 and encodes 697 amino acids. NCBI's taxonomy places the organism in Eukaryota, Metazoa, Chordata, Mammalia, Carnivora, Phocidae.